Messenger RNA from Phalaenopsis equestris, 1352 nucleotides. Its product is annotated as pre-mRNA-splicing factor ISY1 homolog. The transcript has a single exon. NCBI's taxonomy places the organism in Eukaryota, Viridiplantae, Streptophyta, Magnoliopsida, Asparagales, Orchidaceae. Gene Ontology annotation, cellular component: catalytic step 2 spliceosome; Prp19 complex; post-spliceosomal complex. The record is from RefSeq and is a predicted model, not a curated record. Gene Ontology annotation, biological process: mRNA 3'-splice site recognition; generation of catalytic spliceosome for second transesterification step. Bases 128 to 1036 code for a protein of 302 amino acids.
UUUACUUUAGAACCCUACUUCUGAUGCUUCCCGCUUAUUGACCUCUCCGGCUAACUUCAGUCGUCUUUAUUAGCCCCGCUUAUUAGGUUUUCCGUUUUCCGGCGAGGAAGCGGAGAGACAACCCCAGAUGGCGCGCAAUGAGGAGAAGGCACAGUCGAUGCUCAAUCGCUUCAUUGCGAUGAAGAACGAGGAGAAGCGCAAGCCCAAGGAGCGUCGUCCAUACCUCGCCUCGGAGUGCCGCGAUCUCGCCGAUGCCGACCGAUGGCGCAGUGAAAUUCUCCGAGAGAUUGGUGUCAAGGAGGCUGAGAUCCAGACCGAGGGCCCCGACGAGCAUCGUCUCCGUGAUCUCAAUGACGAGAUCAACAAACUUCUUCGCGAGCGUGUCCACUGGGAGCGCCGUAUUGUAGAACUUGGCGGACAAAAUUACACGAAGAACACCGCCAAGAUGACGGAUCUUGAAGGUAACAUCAUCGAUGUUCCUAACCCUUCCGGCCGUGGCCCUGGUUACCGCUAUUUCGGAGCUGCCAAGAAACUCCCCGGCGUUCGGGAGCUCUUCGAGAAGCCGCCUGAGAUCAGGAAACGUCGCACUCGCUAUGAUAUCUACAAGCGGAUAAAUGCCAGCUACUAUGGAUACAGAGAUGAUGAGGAUGGCAUCCUUGAGAAGCUUGAAGCAGCUGCAGAGAAAGAGAUGAGAGAUAAGGCAGAAGCAGAGUGGUGGAAGAUGGAUAAGAUCAGAAAAGAGGCGAAGAAGGCCGUGAAGAGCAGCCAGGUUGUGACUGUGGAGCCUACGGCCAAGGAGAUUUUGUUUGAGGAGGAGGAGGAUGUGGUGGAGGAAGAGAGGAGGGAGAGGGAAAGGGAGGUGAGAGAGAGCAGCAAACAACAGGAGUUUGUUGUGCACGUACCACUGCCUGAUGAGAAGGAAAUUGAGAAGAUGGUUUUGGAGAAGAAGAAGAUGGAACUGUUGAGCAAGUACUCUAGUGAUGUGUUGAUGGAGGAACAGAAGGAAGCCAUGGCAAUGCUCAAUGUGCAGAGAUAGUCCUGUUGUGGAGAUUGUCCCGAUUUUUAAAGACUUAGCCCUAAUAUGUCUAAGGUCCGUUGUUAUUGGCAAUUUCUUGUUAUCUCAUGCCAUUGAUCUAUCACUGGUAAUCUCUAAUAUAUUGGCUUCUCGCUAAGAAUAUUUUAUUUUAUUAUUCCAGCAGAACCCAAUUUUUCUCUCUUAGAUCACUACAUUAUUUUCUGUGUAUUUGUUAAGCAGGGCAAGACUUGCCCUGCUUAUUGUGCAUGCUUGUUUAUGAAAUGUUGUGACUGAGAGGCAAUCUCCUAAAGAUGAAAAUUAUUAUUCUUAACUUCCA